Molecule: messenger RNA, 1688 nt
Organism: Frankliniella occidentalis (western flower thrips)
Lineage: Eukaryota; Metazoa; Arthropoda; Insecta; Thysanoptera; Thripidae
Exons: 2
Coding region: 168-497 (109 amino acids)
Biological process (GO): positive regulation of Rho protein signal transduction
Source: RefSeq, a predicted model, not a curated record
UCUAUGACGGUUGUUUCCAUUCCCGCCGACAAAACCUAUCACGACCUAGAAGGCUACUUCGGGUCAUAGGCGCGGAUCCAGCAAACCUCAGGCCAGAGCACAGCUUUUGCCUACUAGCAAGUGAAGUGACCAGCACACUUUGCCUACCCACCAGGCGGUUUGUUCCCAUGGCCUCUUCCCCGCUCCUUUCCUUCCUGGAUCCACGCCUGGCAGAGCAUCACUUUAUUAAAGAGACAUUCCAACACACUUUGACUGUAUUGCAGGACCCCCUCUUCCUGGACAAAUGUAUGGUAUGCUGCGAGGUGGACUGGGAUGACUACUUUGAAGUACAGGAGCUUGCAACCAAAGAUUCCUUCGUCUUCAAGGCGGAGGAUGUUGAGCGGACUCGAACCUGGUACCGGCAGCUGCAGGUCCAUGCACAGGGGCUCGGGUCGUGGAGGAAGAGGAGGAACGCUUUGGCCAACAUCAUGAUCAACGGCAUGCAGCUGCGGAGCUAGUCCAGGAUGCAGGAUGAGAGCCGGGUGCCUGUUAAAUGUCGGACCAGCGCCGAGACGAUUAGUUCAGUCGCACCGACGUCGGCCCGACAAAAUUUUAUUUUCUGUGUUUUAAUAUAAUUGCCAUGAUCAAGUAAAGCAUUCAUGUCAUUUCUGGAGCAUGUCAUGGUUAAGGGCGUGGGACAGAAAACUUACCUAGUUUUGGCAUGGGUCAAUUCUUUUCUGCAUAUCUAACAAAUUUGAUCUCAUUUAUCUAAUUGAAAAUCACAGGCAAGAAACAAUUAAAAAAACACUAUAGUAAUCCAUUGUUCCUGUAUGUUGUUACCUAAACUGAAUUUGAUGAAGAUCAAACUUGAAACAGCCCUCAUUGUUUACAAUUAUGCUAAUCCUACUUACUAGUAUUUUAUUUAAAUUUUGACAAACUGAUUUUUCUUUUUCGUACAUGCUUCUGUACAUGUUUGAACUUAUAUUUAGUCCACAUGCCAAGCAAAUCUAGAUACAGUUCUGUUAGUAAGGAAAGUUUUGUGUUUCUCCCCAAUUACUUCCUGUUAGUGUGAAUCUCGGAAUAGUUUCUCAUGGUAGAAACCAUUCUUGUUUUCAGAUUCUUUAUGUCAUAACUAAAAUUAAAUCAAACAUUUCAGCUAAUUGUUAUUGUUACUAAGUUCCAUCGCUGAAAUUUUUCUUAACUACUUAAAAUGAUCAUCUUGUAUGUAAGAUUUUUCUGUGUUAUAACUCUAAGCAUUCCAGACAAGAAAAGUUUUGUUUUUGUAGAUCUAUUCAGGCAUACAACUCUAUCAAUUCUAUCAUUGUUUUGAUUUAACUUGCGGCACGACUCGGCGGCAGUUAUUUACCGUGUAACCAAUUCCCGUAGUAACGAGUCGUAGGUUUUGUAUGAAAAUUAUGUAAAUUUGCACAUAGUGUAUAUAAUGUUAGAGGAUUAUACUAACCAUUUGAUGAUGCUGUGAUAUUUAGCACCGGUUACUUCGAUGCUCCUAAUGAGAUUGAAUAUUAUGAACACUUAAUUUAUAUUUCUUAUGACAGCAGCAUAAGUGCUGCUCAGUCUAAUCAUGCAACACAAAAAUAAGAUUUACAAAAGAAGGCAAGUAUGUACAUAAUCACAUCAUUAUUGUACAAAAAUGUGGUAUGAAAAGUUGAUUGUGUGCAUUAGAAAUGGAAAUAAAUACAUUACAGAUA